Paramisgurnus dabryanus is the source of this 1864-nucleotide messenger RNA. RefSeq names its product CDGSH iron-sulfur domain-containing protein 1. Gene Ontology annotation, biological process: regulation of autophagy. Lineage: Eukaryota; Metazoa; Chordata; Actinopteri; Cypriniformes; Cobitidae. The record is from RefSeq and is a predicted model, not a curated record. Gene Ontology annotation, molecular function: 2 iron, 2 sulfur cluster binding. Gene Ontology annotation, cellular component: intracellular membrane-bounded organelle; mitochondrial outer membrane.
GUGUGACGCAGACGCGCUCAACGACCGUUCAACGCUGAUCAUUUGUCUUUCAGUGCCCUUAAACUUGAAGUUGUAGUCAGUUAUCAUGUCAUCUCACGUUCCAGGAUUUUCUGCUUUGACUAAACCGGGUUUAAUACCGGGUUUCAGGCUUUCUAAAGAUCGGCUGAUCACCAUCGUUCCUGUUGCAGUGGCCGCAGCUGUGAGUACCUACCUGGUGACGCGCUACUUCAGCGGGCAGAGCGGUACAAAAAGCAGAGUCAACCAGACGAUCAACAAAGACAGCCCUAAAGUAGUGCACAGCUUCGACAUCGAAGACAUCGGCAACAAGGUCGCCUACUGCCGAUGCUGGAGGUCCAAGAAGUUUCCCUACUGUGACGGUGCACACGCCAAACAUAACGAGGAAACGGGUGAUAAUGUCGGACCACUGAUCAUUAAGAAGAGAAAUGCUUAAAUCUGGAGAAGUCCGCCCAAGAAAUGCAACUGAGAGUGUUUGUGUGUGCCAGUGAUGCAGAGUAACCGAAAAUGAAUUAAAGGAUUAGUCCAUUUUCUUAAAAAAAAAUCCAGAUAUUUACUCACCACCAUGUCAUCCAAAAUUUUGAUGUCUUUCUUUGUUCAGUCGAGAAGAAAUUGUGUUUUUUGAGGAAAACAUUUCAGGAUUUUUCUCAUUUUAAUGGACUUUAAUGGACCCCAACACUUAACAGUUUCAGUGCAGUUUAAAAUUGCAGUUUCAAAGGAUUUUAAAUGAUCUCAAAAAAGGCAUAAGGGUCUUAUCUAGUAAAACGAUUGUCAUUUUUGGCAAAAAUAAAUAAAUAAAAAAUAUGCACUUUUAAGUUCUCUUCUUCCUCCGGCUGUGUGCAAGCCAGCGCGACCUCACGUAAUUGCGUAAUGACGUAGUUCACAUGUUACAUAUAUGAAAUGCACAUUUGUGGACCAUUUUAAACAAUAAACUGACACAAAGACAUUAAUAAGUAUCAUUCAACAUACAACAACGUCAGAACGGUCCUCUUUCUCCACACUUGUAAACACUGGGGCGUAGUUUCGAUAUGUCAUCCGUGACCUGUUGACGUGAUGACGUAUUGCAUGAGGUCCCACUGGCACGUCACAGGACCGGAAGAAGACAAGAAGUUGUGGUUUAAAAGUGCAUAUUUUUUAUUUUUCUUGCCAAAAAUGACAAUCGUUUCGCUAGAUAAGACCCUUAUGCCUCGUUUGAGAUCAUUUAGAGUCCUUUGAAACUGCUAUUUUAAGUAUUGGGGUCCAUUUAAGUCCAUUAAAAUGAGAAAAAUCCUGGAAUGUUUUCCUCAAGAAACAUCUCGACUGAAAAGAGAAUGACAUCAACAUUUUGGAUGACAUGGUGGUGAGUAAAUUAUCUGGAUUUUUUUUUAAGAAAAUUGACUAAUCCUUUAAAUUUGAUAGCCUUACAAAAAAAGGUUAAUCCAAGUAUACUGUAAAUCCAGUCGUACAAAUGUUUUUUACAAAUUGAAAAACCUUGCUGUAAUUCUCUUAAAACAUACAGAUGUUCAUUUCCCUCCUUCAGACCGAGGACUUCUGCAAACAUACAUAGAUGUACUGUAUUUCCUGUAACUGUGCUGAGGUUUCAUGCCUGGUUGCGUUAUCUGCCUCAACACGACACAUACUGUAAAACCCUUUAAAUCGACACUAAUGUGACUUUGAGUUUUAGGGGCUGGGACAGAGCUAAAAGCGCACAAUGUGUUAUUAAAAUGUCUGUGUUUGUGUAAGUAUUAGUGGUCUUUGUUGUAAAACUAAAUGCUUUCUUUUUCAAAUGUGCCAUUUGCAUACAUUUUCUAUCAUGGUGUUGAAUUAUCAUUUGCCAAAUGUAUAAAUAAAUAAAUGCAAUUUGAAAUUG